Linum tenue is the source of this 2122-nucleotide messenger RNA. The record is from the annotation of a GenBank genome assembly. Lineage: Eukaryota; Viridiplantae; Streptophyta; Magnoliopsida; Malpighiales; Linaceae.
UCGUUUUUUGAAAAGUGGAAAUGUUUGUGACCAUAUAUGCUAAUUACCCCACCGCAGUGCGACCGGGAGAGAGAGGGGAUUCCAUUUCGUUUGUGGCAACAGAAGCAACAGCUGCUGCAGUGGGGGAGAAGUCGGUAUCAGCCGUACAUCUCAGCUCUGCAAGGUAGAAGAUAACCGAAUCGGAAAGGUCAGCCUGCCUGUUCCUCUUCUUCUGAAUUUACAAACCCUAUAUCUGUUUCCUUCUCAGGUUUGUCUCCCAUUCUUGCGUUGAGUUCCUCAAUCUCAUUCCGAAUCUGCGGCGCCACCUCUUUCUUUCUCUUAUUUCUUUCCCUCGGUUGUCCUUUUCGUAUGAAGGUCGGCCGAAUUCUGUUGAAUUCGCGCCACAUUUGUUGGCUCAAUUCUCUGUGGUUCAAUGGCUCGAGGGACAUGUUAGUUUGCCUGCAAUAAGCGGAAAUUUUGAAAAUUUUGCUAGGUUAUUGAGCUCUGCUUUCAGGAUUAGCGAUUGAUCGUGCGAGAUCUCUGGUUUUCCAACGGUUCAAUUGCUACUACUAAUUUGUUGCUGCAACAGUUUUGUCCUCUUUCCCCUUUGGGGAUAAUUUUUGGCUUCUGUUUUUUCCUCCUCUCUCUCCCCCCGGUCAGUGGACUGUAUCCGUCAAAAUUCAAUCUGGUUGGCUACCCUUUCUCCGAUUUGCUUGAAUAGUUGAGGCUGCGGAAUUCUGAUACAUGUUUGUGUAUGCAUGUUUAACCAUCAACGAACGGCCUUCAUGCUGUUGCUUUCUCGGCUGCUUGCAUUUGAUUUUAUCGCGGAUUCAUUCUUGGGUUUGUAUUUGAAGUUUGGGUGUCCAUUGACAGGCUUCGCGAUUGGCCAUCCUGCUUUGAGGGGCUCAUGACAUCGUCCAUGCAUGAUCUUUCUGAAAACAAUGAAGCGGAUGAGCAACAGAAAAACUCAGAAGAUCAGAUUCAAUCUCUAUCUCCAGCAGCAGUGACACAUCCUGGUGUUGCAUCCCAGAAGAUUCCUUUCUCGCCUGCUCCACAACUUGGGUCAGGACAAGCUAUGGUACCCCAAGCUUAUCCCUAUCCAGAUCCUUACUGUAGAAGCAUAUUUGCUCCCUAUAACUCCCAGUCAUAUGCCCCGCAGCCAUAUGGUGCGCAAUCUAUGGUCCAUGUUCAACUAAUGGGAAUGCAGCAAGCUGGAAUGCCUUUGCCAUCAGAUGCAGUUGAAGAGCCAGUAUUUGUUAAUGCAAAACAGUACCAUGGUAUAUUGAGACGCCGACAAUCACGUGCGAAAGCAGAAUCAGAAAACAAAGCUCUUAAGAACAGAAAGCCAUACUUGCACGAGUCUCGGCAUCUCCAUGCAGUGAGAAGAGCUAGAGGAUGUGGUGGCCGGUUCCUCAACUCGAAGAAGAAUGGGAAUCAACAGGAAGAAAACAACACUGGAUCGGGCGAUAGGACGGAAUCGAACAUCAAUUUGAACUCCGAUAAAAGUGAUAUGGCAUCCCCUGAAGGAAGGAGUUAGUACUUUAGAAUAGGGCAAGAGGCAGUGCAAGCAAGCGAUACAUGACGACGACAAACAUACAGUUGUUUAAUAUCAUGCUCGCUGAGAGGGAACCCUAUAUCCACCACUCUGGUCACGUAGCACGAUAGCAUGUAUAGCAGCAUCUUUUCUCCAGAGGCAGUGAGGUGUUUAGGUGAGUUCCGGCCUUCCGGGGCAACAGGCAUUGUAAUUAAGGAUCAGAAGGGUAAAAAAUAGGUAGCUUGGAAUGGGUUUUAUUUAGAAGAAUUCUCUAUUUUGAUGACAGGGAAUAGAACUGAUACCGCCAACAGUUUGCUUCUUAGUAUUGCCCGAUGUAGUGUCAGGCUGGCAGGUUCCCUCGUCCACGGGAGAGUCUCUUCUUGUCUAAUAGCUUCGAGUAUGAUCCUUGAACCUUUUUGUCUAAUAGCUCAGUUGAAGCAUUGUAGUCUUAGUAAAGAAUAAAGAUGGUUGCAGUGCCCGCGACAUUUGCAGAGCCCGUGAGCUGUGUAGACCCUCCUGGAAACAUACGAUCUUCACGGUUUGGGUGUUGACAUCAUGGUCUGCUAGACGUGAUAAUCUUCGUUUGGCGGUGAUAUUCGCGCUUUUUAC